CUAUUGAAGCACCUUUGUUGUAUUUGAUCAUUUCAACAUUAAUUUUGGCAUUGACACAUUUUAAUGGACGAUUUAAUUCAAGUGAUUCAAUCUAUGAUAAUGAGACAGAAGUAAAUCUUCACAAUAAUGAUAAGACAAAAUCUCGUCUCAAUAUCACCAUUGUAAUUUGUCUGCUUCAUGUUUGCCUUGAUGUAUUACAAAAUUCGUAUGAGCUUGAUUGUAUCUGUUGGCUUAUUGUUUGGAUGUACGCAACUUUGUUGGCAUUAAUUUUGAAAAACAAUUCGCAACAAUAUGGCUUUUUACAUAUUCGUAACCAUCUGAACAUUCUAUACCUUCUCUCAAUGUUUUAUGUGAUAAAAAAUCUCCAUUUGGAUCAUCUAAAAAUUGAAAUGCUCGUUAACACAAAAGAAACCAAAUUAUGUCAUGAAG
Messenger RNA from Racocetra persica, 429 nucleotides. NCBI's taxonomy places the organism in Eukaryota, Fungi, Glomeromycota, Glomeromycetes, Diversisporales, Gigasporaceae. The record is from the annotation of a GenBank genome assembly.